Messenger RNA from Cygnus atratus (black swan), 2670 nucleotides. RefSeq names its product zinc finger protein 271-like. Gene Ontology annotation, cellular component: nucleus. Lineage: Eukaryota; Metazoa; Chordata; Aves; Anseriformes; Anatidae. The record is from RefSeq and is a predicted model, not a curated record. Gene Ontology annotation, molecular function: RNA polymerase II transcription regulatory region sequence-specific DNA binding; DNA-binding transcription factor activity, RNA polymerase II-specific. The transcript has 3 exons. Gene Ontology annotation, biological process: regulation of transcription by RNA polymerase II. The coding region runs from base 1 to 2670 and encodes 889 amino acids.
AUGGCCAGGAAUCUAGUUGAGCCCGGGCGAACGAGCAAAGUGGAGCAGCCCGACGAGAAGCCCGGGGUCGCCGCGGGCUCGCUGGAGCUGUACCCGGCGGGCGCCGGCGGUUCCGGCCGCUGGUUCCAUGGCGGGCAGCGCGCGCCCGAGCGGGCGGGCGUGGAGCGGGACGGCGCCGCCAGCCUCAGCCCGCUCCCGUCCCGGGUGGCCUGCUGGGCCCCCCAGCUCGGCAGCGGCCCCUUCCGCUGCGCCCAGUGCGGGAAGGGCUUCCGCCAGAAGCAGAGCCUCAUCACGCACGAGAGGAUCCACACCGGGGAGAAGCCCUACAGGUGCGGGGACUGCGGCAAGAGCUUCAGCCAGCGGCCCAACCUGCUGACCCACCGCCGCGUGCACACGGGGGAGCGCCCCUUCCCCUGCACGCAGUGCGGCAAGAGCUUCAGCCAGAAGGCCAACCUCCUGGCCCACCAGCGCAUCCACGCCGCCAACGAGAAGGCGCUGGCCGGGGGCGAGCAGGAGGACGGCGCCUCCGGCAAGCCGAAGCUGCGAGCCCCGCAGCGGAGCUACCAGGACGACACCCCCUUCGUCUGCCCCGAGUGCGGGAAGAGCUUCCGCCAGAAGCCCAACCUCAUCACCCACCGGCGCAUCCACACCGGCGAGCGCCCCUUCACCUGCUUCCUCUGCGGCCGGAGCUUCAACCAGAAGACCAACCUGGUGACGCACUACCGCGUGCACACCGGGGAGCGCCCCUUCGCCUGCACCCAGUGCGGCAAGCGCUUCACCCAGAAAACCAACCUGGUGACGCACCAGAGCACCCACACCGACGUCCGCCCCUACCCCUGCGGGCAGUGCCAGAAGUGCUUCAAGGACAAGGUGUCCCUCAAAGCCCACCAGAAGACGCACGCCCCGCGCCAGCGGAGGUGCCCGGGCCGGGGUCCGGCUCCCGCCCUGCCCUUCGGGGCCGCCCCCACGCUGCUGCAGCCCGGGGGCCCGGAGCAGGAGGCCGCCUUCAGCCCGAUGCCGCCGCUGCCUGUUCAGAAGAUCCCCGAGAACCAAGAGCUGUACUCGUGCACGGAGAAGGGCUUCCCCCCGAAGGAGCAGCUCCUGCCCCACCAGCAGGCCCCGCUGGGGGAGCAGGCCUUCCCCUGCGUGCAGUGCGGGGAGGGGUUUUGCCCGAAGGUGGCCCUGCUCCGGCCGCAGCACGGCCCUGGGGCGGAGGCUCCGGCCGGCUGCGCCGCGGGCUUCAGCCCCGGCCCGCACCUCCUGGGGCACCUGGGGGUGCAGCCCGUCCUCGGGGAGGGCGCAGCCCCCGCGCCGCCCACCCCCGGGGCCGAGAAGCCCUUCAUCUGCAACCAGUGCGGCAACAGCUUCGGCCUGUGGCUCUCCCUGGUGGCCCACCAGAAGACUCACGUCGGGCAGAAGGCCUUCCAGUGCCCCGAGCACGAUAAGAGCUCCGGAGACGAGCUGUCCGCCAAGUCUCCCCAGGAGAAGGAUUUGGAUGGGAGAGCCUGGCUGUGCCCCGAGUGCGGGAGGAGCUUUGUCCAGUACGAGCGGCUGGUGAAGCACCGCCAGAACCACAGGGGCCGCGGGCCCUACCGCUGCGACGUCUGCGGGAAGCGCUUCAGCCUGAAGACCAACCUGGUGACGCACCAGCGCAUCCACACCGGCGAGCGCCCCUUCACCUGCGGCGUCUGCGGCCGCCGCUUCAACCAGAAGGGAAACCUGGUGACGCACUACCGCACGCACACCGGCGAGCGCCCCUUCGCCUGCACCCAGUGCGGCAAGCGCUUCGCCCAGAAGCCCAACCUCAUCGCCCACCAGAAGACCCACUCCGGCAGGCAGCCCUUCACCUGCCUCGAGUGCCCCAAGCGCUUCAAGAGCAAGCUCUCCCUCAGGGUCCACCAGCGCGUGCACGUCGUGGAGCAGCCCCAGAGCGAGCCGGGCCCGGGCCAGACGCCGCCCAGCCUGCAGGCGCACCCCGGCAGCCCCUACCCCUGCUCGCUCUGCGGGGAGUCCUUCGAGGAGCACGGCGAGCUGCAGCUGCACCGGCAGGGCCACGCCGGCGAGCGGGCCGCACGCCUGCGCCGAGUGCGGGAAGCGCUUCCGUCAGAAGGUGAACCUGGCCGUUCACCAGCGGACCCACACCGGGGAGCGCCCCUUCCACUGCGCCGAGUGCGGCAAGGGCUUCAGCCAGAAGGCGCACCUCCUGCGGCACCGCAGGACGCACACCGGCGGCGUGCCGCCCUCCUGCUGCGAGGGCGCCUGCCCCGCGGAUCGCUGCCUCGGGAAGAGCUUCGGCCGGGAGCGCAGCCCCCGAACAGAGCGGAGAGUCCGUCCGGGGCAGCAGACAUCCUUCUGCAGCUGAUGCAGGAAGACCAGCAGCUGGUGUCCGGCUCGCACCACCCGCAGGAAGCGCCCGCGGGGCAGUGCCCCUGUAAGUGCGCCGAGGGCGGGGAAGGCCUGGCCGGGAAGCCGACUCUGCAGCCCCAGUGCUGCUGCGCCGACUGCGUGAGCCAGAGGCAGCUGCUGCUGAAGCCCCAGCACGACUGCCGCGCCGAGAUCUGGUGCAAGUACGGCGGCUGCGGCAGAAGCUUCGAGGACAAGAGAGUGCUGAGAGUGCCUGAGAGAGCGCAUGGCGAAGAGAAAACCUCACCGUGCCCGAGCUGCUUGUAA